AACUUCAAAAUAUGUAUUAGUUCUUUUGACAUUUUUAUGUCGUAAUGACCCUAGUUAUUUCGUUGUUUUAUUUAAUUAUAAAAAAUGGCUAAAUAUAUAGCGCAAAUAAUAGUAUUGGGAGCUCAAGUAGUUGGUCGGGCUUUUGCAAGAGCCUUGAAGCAAGAAAUUGCUGCGUCUCAAGAGGCUGCUAAACGCGCCGGCGGUGGAGCACAGGGUACCAGGAGAGCUGCUGCAAACGCUUCUACAGGGCUCACAUUAGAAGAAGCCAUGCAGAUAUUAAAUGUAGAUAAAUUAGACAAUGAAGAAAUCAAGAGAAAAUACGAACACUUGUUCUCUAUGAAUGACAAAUCAAAAGGUGGUUCAUUUUAUUUACAAUCAAAAAUUGUUAGAGCCAAAGAAAGAAUAGAUGUCGAAUUCAAGGAAAAGGUGGAUCAAAGUCCAAAAGAGCCGAAGGAUACAUCGUGAAAUAGAAAAUGAAUUAGUUAUACAAUUGAAUCAUAGUUAUGGCGUUACGGAAACAAGUUGAUUUUUGUAAAAUAUUUUAUUGCGUAGAAAAUGCAUACCACAAUAGUGACUAGAAUACAUCAGUCUUCAUAAUAAAGAAUGUUACUAAUGAAAAUUUCUACAAAUAAUUUAGGUAUAAUGUUUUGCUAAAGCAGAAUCUUGUUAUAGUUACAAAUAAAUUUUGCUAAGCAGAGAACUGCUUUUUACUGCUGCUUUGUUCCCUGAA
Messenger RNA from Amyelois transitella, 730 nucleotides. RefSeq names its product mitochondrial import inner membrane translocase subunit Tim16 (gene blp). The coding region runs from base 85 to 465 and encodes 126 amino acids. The transcript has a single exon. Gene Ontology annotation, cellular component: TIM23 mitochondrial import inner membrane translocase complex. Gene Ontology annotation, biological process: protein import into mitochondrial matrix. The record is from RefSeq and is a predicted model, not a curated record. NCBI's taxonomy places the organism in Eukaryota, Metazoa, Arthropoda, Insecta, Lepidoptera, Pyralidae.